This is a messenger RNA of Rubroshorea leprosula, 1204 nucleotides long. The record is from the annotation of a GenBank genome assembly. NCBI's taxonomy places the organism in Eukaryota, Viridiplantae, Streptophyta, Magnoliopsida, Malvales, Dipterocarpaceae.
AAUGUGUUUUUCCCAUGUUAUUAGGUUAUUUGAUCAUAUAUUUUAGUUUGUUAGUUGAAAUGUUAAUCAUGUUCUCACUGGCAGAGAAUUCAAGAAUGAGAUAUCCUGUGUUAAGAUUUGGAGGAAGUAUUUUGUAUAGCAGAACUACUAAGGACGUAGAGAAAGCUGCAACAGAGCUUUUGCAGUGUCUUAAAGCUAAGAAAAAUGAAGCAGGUCAAGUUAGUGUAGGGUUUGAUAUUGAGUGGAAACCUUCAUUUCGUCGAGGUAUUAUGCCUGGGAAGGCUGCAGUGAUGCAGAUAUGUUGUGACACUAGCUUCUGUCAUAUCAUGCAUAUUAUUCAUUCUGGAAUACCUCCAAGUCUGCAGUUUCUUCUUGAGGAUUCUUCAAUAUCAAAAGUUGGAGUUGCAGUUGGUGGUGAUGCGGUCAAGAUUUUCAAAGAUUACAAUGUACCUGUUAAGGCUGUGGAAGAUAUAUCAUACCUAGCAAAUCAAAAGCUAGGCGGAGGUUGCCAAAAGUGGAGCCUUGCAUCUUUGACAGAGGAGCUUGUUUGCAAAGAGCUCCAGAAGUCCAAGAAAAUAAGACUGGGAAAUUGGGAAGUUGGCAUUUUAUCCCAAAAGCAACUAGAAUAUGCUGCAACAGAUGCUUUCGCCUCGUGGCAUCUCUACCAGGUAAUAAACUGCCAGUGCAUUGCUCUGGAUAUUGAGUGGUUUGCAAUUACUGUUCUUGCUAUUGUUGCCAUGCAGGUUUUGAAGAACCUCCCGGAUGUAGUAAAUGAUGCAACAGAUGAAAAGGAAGUAAAAGUUCCCUCAUAACAAAAAUGAAACUUGGUUAGCAAAGCUAAUGUCCCUUAUUAUGAAUUGAUAAUUUAUCCUUGGAUAUGCGCCUAUGUUCUGCGUCACUGUAUUCGUCAUGGACAGUGGACAUAUAGACUUAGGUUGAUUGUGUCAUGUCCUGCACCUCAGUGACUGAAUGCAAAGGGGAAAAUUGGAUGGUGGAAGUGAAUGCAGGAAGAAUUUGUGCAUGUGCGUGGGCCUUCCUUUGCUUUUCUUCUUGUACACAUAUAUCUUGUUUCAGUGGCCAUGUGAUCGAAUGAGAUCCCAUGACACUCCCCCAUGUUACAAAAUCAAAAUGGGCUCUCCUAUGGUUAAAUCUCAAAACGUUUCCUUCCUCUUGCGUGUUAUUUCCUACCUAGUGUGAUGGUGCG